Molecule: messenger RNA, 597 nt
Organism: Echinostoma caproni
Lineage: Eukaryota; Metazoa; Platyhelminthes; Trematoda; Plagiorchiida; Echinostomatidae
Source: the annotation of a GenBank genome assembly
AUGGAUCCUCCUUCGCAGAACGCCAUCAAACGAUCACUCCACUUUCUCUACGAACUUCAAACUCUUACUUUGCGCCAAAGUCGACUCGAAAUAACCCCUGAGGGAGAAGUUCGAUCUCGUUUCUCGGGCGAGGAUAAGGAACGAAUGAGACGUCGUUUAAAAGAGUUUGCCGCUCAGGCGACUAAGGAUGCACAGGCUGGCUUGUUACGCUCGGAACACCACCAAACUGUGGAUCACAUUUUGGUGGGCGAUGAAGAGCCGCUGAAUGCGCUCGGUAGACAGUUGGCCACUCUUCCAUUAGAUCCCCAAUGUGGUAAAUUACUUCUCUUAGGAUCAGUAUUCUCCUGUCUGGAACCAGCGCUUAUUGUGGCCGCUUGUUUGUCCUAUCGAGAUCCGUUCGAAAUUCCCAUGGAACGUGAAUCUCAAGCCCAUCGUAAACGGAUGGAAUUAUCUCAAAACACUCUCAGUGACCAUUGGGUAUUGGUAUCAGUGAUACAGAAAUUCCGCCGACUAACUUCUGCAUAUGCACGUCGCCAAUUUUGUGAAGAAUACUUUCUACGUGAUAAUAUCAUUCUUGUGAGUCUCCAUGAAUUGUGA